GCGCUGGGGCAGCCUAAAUAACUGCGGCCGGUGAGGCGCUGAGCGGCCGAGUGUGAGCCAAUCAGCUAUGAAGAGGGGCGGGACUUCCUGCGCGUUUUGGAGCCGUUCGAUCGGCUUGCUCUCCGUGGUCCCGGCUCCGUGGUAGCAGCGGCGGCGGCGGCGGCGGCGUCUCUGUGCGGAGGCGCGCGAGGCCAUGACGUCAGCGUCCACAAAGGUUGGAGAGAUCUUCUCCGCCGCGGGUGCCGCCUUUACGAAGCUCGGGGAGCUGACGAUGCAGCUGCAUCCGGUGGCCGACUCUUCCCCCGCGGGUGCCAAGUGGACGGAGACCGAGAUAGAGAUGCUGAGGGCUGCUGUGAAGCGAUUUGGGGACGAUCUUAAUCACAUCAGCUGUGUCAUCAAGGAACGGACAGUGGCUCAGAUAAAGGCCACCGUGAAGCGCAAGGUAUAUGAAGACUCUGGUAUCCCUCUUCCAGCUGAGUCACCCAAGAAGGGUCCCAAGAAGGUGGCAUCUGGUGUCUUGUCGCCUCCUCCUACUGCCCCUCCACCAAGCAGCUCCAGUGUCCCUGAUGCCGGUCCCCCCAUAAAGAAACAGAAAGCUGAUGUGACACUGAGUGCUCUGAACGACUCCGACGCCAACAGUGACCUGGUGGAUAUUGAAGGGCUAGGAGAAACUCCUCCAGCCAAGAAACUCAACUUCGACCAGGACAGCCUGACCCUGGAUUCUGGCCUUCUCAUGACCUCUGCUGAUCUUCCUCUACUCUCUCACUGAGCCUUCCACCUCUGACCCCACUUGCUGUUUACCCUGGACCUGUGGAUCGCCUGGGACUCUGAGCAAAGCCUGCGUGAGAGAGGGUUGAAAGGCUGCUGGGGCUGCCCACCUUGCUGUUUCUGUAUAAGCAUCUGCCUUCAACCCCUUUGAUCUCCAUCUGAUGGACAUUUUUAUACAGAAAACAAUAAAGAUUUCCCUCUCA
Pteropus alecto (black flying fox) is the source of this 971-nucleotide messenger RNA. RefSeq names its product chromosome unknown C17orf49 homolog (gene BACC1). Gene Ontology annotation, cellular component: MLL1 complex; NURF complex. The coding region runs from base 194 to 769 and encodes 191 amino acids. The transcript has 6 exons. Lineage: Eukaryota; Metazoa; Chordata; Mammalia; Chiroptera; Pteropodidae. The record is from RefSeq and is a predicted model, not a curated record.